CAUACACUAAGGAAUCAAUGUCGAUUCUGCAUACAUAUCUUUUAGGAGUGAAGGGAUGAAGACCAUAUCUCAUAUUCCAUUUGUCGUCCGAUAGCUUUCAAUCGGACAAAAUGACCAUCACAGCUCUUCCUGAAGCAACCGUCCAGCUUCUUGGGCCAUCUCAGGCCUUGACCACACCUACAUCACUUGUCAAGGAGCUCAUUGACAAUGCUCUCGACGCUAAAGCUACUACAGUUGAUAUUCUUAUCUCAACAAAUACCAUCGACAAGAUCGAAGUACGAGACAAUGGUCACGGAAUUCCACUUGAGGACCUCGAUGCCCUCGGAAGACAUGGCCAUACCAGCAAGCUGAGAUCAUUCCACGAGCUUAAAUUAAUAGGUGGUCUCAGUCUUGGCUUCAGAGGAGAAGCUCUUGCCAGUGCCACCCAACUAGGGGAAGUCACUGUAACGACUAAAACCGAGGGCCAGCCAGCUGCCACCGUAGCUAGGUUGAAGCCUUCAGGUGGUGUGGCCAGCCAAAGUCGCAGUUCAAAUCCGAUUGGGACGACCGUCACUGUUACCAAUUUUCUUUCCAAGAUUCCUGUCAGAAAACAGAAAGCAUUAAAAGAAGCAUCAAAGAUGUUGAGCAAGUUGAAAGACCUCCUGCAAGCGUACUGCUUGGCUCGGCCUCGCGUGAGAUUUACCCUCAAAGUUAUGAAAAGCUCAAAAGGGUCGUGGUCUUAUGCUCCUCGGUCAAAUGAUGGUAUCAAAGAGGCAGUUUCACUUGUUAUUGGAAGGGAUACUGCCAGCCAGUGCAUGGAGAAGUCCCUCGUCUUUUCAGAGAAUGGCUCCAAGGACGAUGUCGAGGGUGGCCAGGACACCACGGAACUCGACGUCUACGAAUUAGGACCAGAGGAUGGCACUCACCAAUUUGCCAUUGACAUGUUUCUUCUGAGACCAGAUGCAGAUAUCUCUAAGAUUGGCCAUGGACAAUAUAUUUCGAUCGAUUCAAGGCCAGUGUCGCACGACAAGGGUACGAUGAGAAAGAUUGUCACUCUCUUUAAGUCAUAUUUCAAAGACUGUCUCGCGGACUCUUCGGAAAAGCUCAAGAACCCUUUCCUUUGGAUGGAUAUCAGAUGUCCCGUCGCUAGUUACGAUGCAAAUGUCGAACCAGCCAAGGAUGAUGUACUUUUCUGCAAUGAACCUCUCCUACUGGAGGCUAUUGAGCAAGCAUUCAAGGACUUCUACGGUGAGCGCAAGGAACCAAUCAAACCUGCGUCUGCUCAGAAAUCCAUUGAUCACGCCGACAAUAUCGAGCUGUUGGAAGCUCGAGUGUCCACACUACGCUCAGGUGGAAACGAUGAAUCACAGCCUUCUCUUCCUGAAAUAGAAAUCGAGCCAGGCUUUCAGGAUAUGACACCAACUCGGAAUCGCACGUCUGGAGCUGAAGAGGAACCUGCCGAUGCCAUAUUCAGCGUUGAGGACCCCGGAGGCUCUUCCAAGAAAACGUGGACCGUCGACAUGUCUGAAGAUUACAACGAAGAGAUCGAACGACUUCACAAACGCAAUGAUCGCCCACGACUCCCGGACACGCCACAAGGAUCAAAUGCUGCAUCUCGUAGCGCUGUGGGCAACAGUCUCAAUCCAUGGCUUAUAGCCAAAAUGACCGCCCCAUUGCAACGUAACGAUAGAGGUAUUCCUAACAGUCUAAACACUCCGAGCCGACGAGCUGAGCAUCCUCACACGUUUCUUCCAACACCUCUACAGUCUUCUCCUCUUUCUGCCGAACCAGAAAUCUUGCGACCAAGCACAAAUCUAAUUCGCCCAAGGCAAAUAUUCCGUGCCGAUGACAUUACAAGCUUGGCUCUUCCAAUUGUCCAAGAUGCUUUUCUUCAAGGACCUUCGGCCAGGCAGACUUCAGAUGAUCUUGAGGAUGAUCUCCUAUUGGGGGACGACUCCACAACGUUCAAACGCCGACACGACUUUAUCAGUGCAAGACAGCUGCCAGAUGACCCUUCGAUAUUUCCUGGCCCUGCACAACCAGGACCUUUCAAGAAGUUGAAGGGAGUGAAGAGGGGGAAUCUCCCCUUUGUUCUGCCGACCAAGUUCCGUGAAAUGGCAGAUGCACAAGACGGCCUCCGCCAGAGCAAGUUGACUCUCGGCAGCCGGUCGACUCGAACGGUAGAGAAUCCUCAGGAACUUCCAGAAGAUUGUGAUCUCACCUGGGCAAUGGACUUUGAGCAGAGAAAGGAAGAUGCAACGCGUCAACGUCGCGAGCAGAUGCGCAUCGCCCGCCUACAAGCGAAGUUUCAACAAGCAGAGGAGGAUGCUAAGCUCUAUGGUGGACCAGAAGAGAUAACCCGAAACUCACCACACAAAAACCGAUAUAAUGCAGCAAUUGCGACUCUGGAGGCUGAACAUGAAUCCUCUCGAAGCAACGUGCCGAUCAAGGAACCUUUCAAGACCUCUCUACCCGACGGCGACCCUCGUGCCUAUCUCAUGAAGAGAAAGAGAUCGAUGUCGGUCAGACUCGGAGAACCACCAAAGAUGACUCGUGCGAAGACUUUGAAAUUGCCAUUGGAGAGGAUUCCAGUGAACGAGAAUUUGCAUUCGCUUCUUUACCCCGUGCAGUCCGAUAUCGCCGUUCUGCGUAGGAUUACUGCAAAUCUCAAGCAGACUGAUAUGUACAUACAGCGCGGAGUGGUAGGUUCUGGGUUGAUGCUCGAUGGUGUUGAGAAGGACGAGAUAACCAGGAAGGUUCAAGCUGUUUGCGAGAACUGGAGUGGAUGGAAGGGAGACAUGUCUGAGGAGAAUGUCGAGGGAGGUGGUGUACAGAUUCUAGUAUCUGGUUGAAAAACAUAAGAUGGAAUGUCUACUCUGACAUGUUGCUUAAUAGCACUAGCAUUUAUUUAGAGUUGUUGUUGCCUAUUUGGCGCGAGGUUUUGCUGCAUUUACAUGAUACCCAUUUGCUUUCGCGGAGUCAAGAAAUAUAGCUCGUAG
Mollisia scopiformis is the source of this 2978-nucleotide messenger RNA. RefSeq lists its product as uncharacterized. The transcript has a single exon. NCBI's taxonomy places the organism in Eukaryota, Fungi, Ascomycota, Leotiomycetes, Helotiales, Mollisiaceae. Gene Ontology annotation, cellular component: MutLalpha complex. Gene Ontology annotation, biological process: mismatch repair. The record is from RefSeq and is a predicted model, not a curated record. The coding region runs from base 111 to 2831 and encodes 906 amino acids. Gene Ontology annotation, molecular function: ATP-dependent DNA damage sensor activity; ATP binding; mismatched DNA binding.